CAGAGAUAGGUGCUGCCCACUACAGGAGGCAGUGCCUGGCCCCAGCUGCCAGGGCGAGGUGAUACCCAGCAGAGGGUGCUCUGGACCUAACAGCUGGUCACGAUCACUAGUCACAAGCUUGGUGUCCAGGACCCAGAGCCCUGUGGGCAGGCAGCUUGGGGGACACCCACAGCCAGACGGAGUCCACAGCUGGUGAGGCCACUGAGCAGGGCAAGGCCGGGCCCUGCCCAAAAGGACGCCAGAGUCCUUCACCGGCCCCUGUGCCCCAGAGCCCACCAGGCUCUCCUGCUGGCCCCACCAUGACAUCCGAGCCUACAUCACCCCCAGUGGUCCCACCUCUCCAUUCCCCCAAGUCUCCUGUCUGGCCCACGUUCCCCUUCCACAGGGAGGGCAGCCGGAUCUGGGAACGCGGUGGCGGCAUCGCUCCUCGGGACCUGCCCAGCCCUCUGCCUACCAAAAGGACCAGGACAUACUCGGCGACAGCUCGGGCCUCAGCUGGCCCCGUGUUCAAGGGCGUCUGUAAGCAGUUCUCACGCUCACAAGGCCAUGGCUUCAUCACCCCGGAGAACGGCUCCGAGGACAUCUUCGUGCAUGUUUCUGACAUCGAGGGGGAGUAUGUCCCCGUGGAAGGCGAUGAGGUGACCUACAAGAUGUGUCCCAUCCCACCCAAGAACCAGAAGUUUCAGGCUGUAGAGGUGGUGCUCACCCAGUUGGCUCCCCACACUCCCCACGAGACAUGGUCUGGCCAGGUUGUGGGAUCCUAGGCAGGUGUGUGUGUGUGUGUGGGGUUAUCCCCCACGCGGAGGCAGGCAGCAGCCAGCUCUGUGCUCCCAGUGUGCUGCUGACCAGCCCUUGGGUGUGCUCGUUUGUCUGUCUGUCCGUCCGUGCUUGUGGCCGUGAAUGUGUGCUUCUACCCACCUGUGACCCACGACUUGUGUGAUCCGGCCUAGGGCUGGAUGGAGCGCAGCCACCAGUUAGUUCUGCCUUGGCUUGUUUCUCCUUCCUCCAACCCUGCCACGGAAACACAGGACCUUCUCGCCCUCCUGCCCACUUAUCUAUACACUGAGUCUCUGUGGGUCUGUGUCGUGUCCCUGAGAAGCCAGAGAGACCCCUCUCCUAUGAGCCUGUUCAUUGCUGUCCUCAGACCCACUCAGUCCGGUACCUAGUCCUGUCUGCUUGAGCGCCCGUCUCCUGUGCCGGACCUGGGUGUCUGCUCUGACCUGGACCCUUCCUUUGAGGAGCCAGGCCUUUGAGUGCUUUGCAGGGGCCUCCAACUUUAGCAAGAAGGCAAAACACGGAGAUUCAGGGCCAGCCCCUGCCAGAACCCAGCUCAUCUCCCGGACCCGUCCUUUCGGUGGCCUGGAGAGAACAGAGCCGGGAGCAGGAGGAAACGUAGGUGCUCCUGUCGCAGACCAGUCCUCCCUCCUCAGCCAGCAGAGGCUCUUUGGAAUCCCACGGACCUAGGUUCCUCCCCGAGCUGGGGGAGCCAAGCUCAUUCCAUCCCCAGGGUGAGCUGGGGACAUGGUUUCCUCCAGCUCGGGCAGAACCAUCCUUUCCAUCCUGCAAACUCUGUGGAUGCCCUGCCCAGCGCUGGCCAUGACAGCGGCGGAGGGUGCAGCAGCGGACUGACAUGUCACCCCAGGCAAGGCCAGGUCCAGGCACCCGCAAGAAUGGUCCUCAGCCAGGGAGACCACUGGCCUUGCCCCCGCCCCCUGCCGCCCCCAAUUAGACCCUCUUCCCAAAGCUAUACAAUGGCUCCUAUAGAUCCCUGACAGGUCAGUAGCUGAGCUGGCUCUUAUCCAUUCCUCAAGUGUGACUGCCCCUCUUACCUGGAGUCCCUCUGGGGCUAAGAUGUAUCCCUUCUAGAGAGCCCAUUACCUAACAUGAAGAUAGGUGGGAUCACAGACCCAAGAAGGGCCUGCUACAACAGCGACCCUUAUGAGACCCAGUCUGCAAGUAAAAUGUGGGCCUAGAUGUCCAGGAUGAAGGGGUCAGUGAUUUCCUAGGUGGCCUUGUAGCUCCGGGACCACAGGGUAGUCAUUUGGGGUGUUUGUACCCUCACCUUGUCCUAGAACCCUUUGCCGAGGCCAGCAGCCUAGAACCUCACACUGGAAAAGAUCUACCUACCUGACACCCCACUGUGAACUAGGCUUCUCCAGCAAGGCCUGUCCCUGGAGAACCGUCCUCUGCAAGCUUGAGGACCCGAGUUCAAAUCCCCAACAUGCCUGUAACCCAGCACUGGGUGACAGAGACAGGCAGAUCCUUGACAGGGAACUUGCUGGUGCAGGUGGGCCCCAGGGCCACCUAGGCCUUCCUCCUGUGAGCAGGUCCUCUCCAGACGUCAGCCUGAGGCUGCCUGACUGGCAAGGGGCACCAGGUCUCCUCUCUACUCUCGGACCCUGCAGUGGCGAGUCAGAAACCUCUCCACCCAGACCCCAGCCACGGACUCCCCAUUCCUCCUAACACUGGCAAUAAACUGAACUGUGACCCACCCUG
Messenger RNA from Peromyscus leucopus (white-footed mouse), 2496 nucleotides. RefSeq names its product cold shock domain-containing protein C2-like. Lineage: Eukaryota; Metazoa; Chordata; Mammalia; Rodentia; Cricetidae. Gene Ontology annotation, cellular component: cytoplasm. Gene Ontology annotation, biological process: regulation of mRNA stability. Gene Ontology annotation, molecular function: mRNA 3'-UTR binding. The record is from RefSeq and is a predicted model, not a curated record.